Molecule: messenger RNA, 1670 nt
Organism: Salarias fasciatus (jewelled blenny)
Lineage: Eukaryota; Metazoa; Chordata; Actinopteri; Blenniiformes; Blenniidae
Gene: anxa3b
Product: annexin A3b
Exons: 14
Coding region: 150-1166 (338 amino acids)
Cellular component (GO): vesicle membrane; nucleus; plasma membrane
Molecular function (GO): calcium ion binding; phospholipase inhibitor activity; calcium-dependent phospholipid binding
Source: RefSeq, a predicted model, not a curated record
AUGAUUCAACUUCCCGCAGCUCCGAUGGGCGUUUCCCUCUCUGCUUUUCUCAAAGGUGCGGCGACCCCGACUGUCUCUUGUGAAAUUCCUGCCCUGGCAUCAGCCCUUUCGUUCCACAGAGCUCAACACUCUUCUCUUCAACCAAAGCCAUGUCUGUGUGGGAUGACUUGGACCUGCUCUUAGACUCUCCCUCUUCCCUGACUGUGAAUUCCAACACCAGAGGAACUGUGAGGGACAGGCCAAACUUCAAGGUGGAGGAGGAUGUGGCUACUCUCAGGAAAGCGAUGGAAGGUCUUGGUACAACAGAAAAGAGUCUGAUCGAGGUGUUGACGAAGAGCAGCAAUGCUCAGCGUCAGCUUAUAGCUCGGGCUUAUGAGAAAACCACAGGAAGGAAAUUAAUCGAUGACCUGGAGGGCGACACCCAUGGAGACUUUGAAGACCUGUUAGUGGCCCUGGUGAAGGAUCCAGCGGUCCACGACUGCCAUGAAGUCAUUAAAGCCAUCAAGGGAGCAGGAACCACUGAGAGUACGCUGACAGAAAUCUUCGCCUCCAGAUCUAACCGACAGAUUAAGGCCCUGUCUGAAACAUACCUGGCUGAGACGGGACGAGCGCUGAUUAAGGAUCUGCAGUCGGAGGUGUCGGGAGAUUAUGGCAAAGCUCUCCUCAUCUUGGCCGAGGGGAAAAGAGAUGAGAGCACCCAUGUGGACAAUGCCAAAGCUAAAGCUGAUGCUAAGACUCUGUAUGAGGCAGGAGAGAAGAAGUGGGGGACCGACGAGGCCAAGUUUAUCGACAUCCUGUGCCAUCGGAGCGUUCCCCAGCUUCGACAAACCCUGAUUGAGUAUAAAAAUAUCAGCAAGAAGACUCUACAGGAGAGCAUCGAGAGCGAGAUGUCUGGAGACCUGGAGGAGCUACUUGUGGCUGUUGUGAAGUGUGUGAAGAGUGUUCCUGCGUAUAUGGCUGAGAGGCUUUUCAAGAGCAUGAAGGGAGCAGGCACCACCGAGUCCACUCUGACCAGGAUCAUCGUCAGUCGCUCAGAGAUCGACUUGUUGGACGUCAGAGCCGAGUACAAGAAGCUGUUUGGAUACACACUCUACUCCCAGUUAGAGUCUGAAGUGUCGGGCAACUAUGGCGAAGCUCUGAAGACUCUAUGUGGCCAAGAUGACUAACUCCUCACCGAUCGUGUGCCGUGAAACGCAGCUUCAACCCGUGACUAGAAUAACUUCUGACGACCAAAGACAAACACUUCUACAGUGCCAUAUGUACGAAUAAUUAAUGUUUAAUUAACUGUAAUAGUGGGUGGGGUCGACCACCUAAAACAUUUUGAAGUUUGUAAUCGCAGCUUAUUUCAGUCUUAACAGGACUCAAAAUGUUGAAAUGUCUAAUUGCAUCAAUUCUUUCCACUCUGUGACGGAUUUUGUAACUUUUUUUUUUUUUACUACAUGUACUUUCUUUUCCGAGACACUUUGGUUAAGUUUGGAUAUGAGAUAACUAAUGUAACACACACCUUUCUGGAAGUGAGUUGAUUUCUGACAUUCGCUCACCUCUGUGACUGCAACUUCCCUUCAUAUUUUCAAGCAUUGUCCCUGAAGGUACUGAAUUGGUUCAAAAAAUAAAACUUUACUGUCUUCAUAUGAAUCCAGUGAAUGCAACAUGAAUAAACUGCAGUGACA